Messenger RNA from Haliotis rufescens (red abalone), 2039 nucleotides. RefSeq lists its product as uncharacterized. The record is from RefSeq and is a predicted model, not a curated record. The transcript has 3 exons. Lineage: Eukaryota; Metazoa; Mollusca; Gastropoda; Lepetellida; Haliotidae. The coding region runs from base 408 to 818 and encodes 136 amino acids.
UGUUCUCGCAUAGAAGGCCUUUGCGGUCUGGUGUAAAUGUUUAACACCAUGCGUACCCCCCCUCCGUACCUUCUUAUAUAGCGGACUAAGAACGUGGAUGCUCUUGACACUGACCCAACAGGAUGGUGGAACUACAAGGCAUUACAUACAAUGGAUGGUAGUCAUUGGGUCACACCUGUUACGCAUAUAUUACCAAAGCGAUGGUUGAUAAACACAGGUGAUGCUGAUUGAGUGCAGGCUGUGCCUGGUAAACUCAGACAACAUUAAUCAACAUAUUAUUGACAGUACAUUCGUAAAGACUGAUCGACGAUGAAUAGUUAUGACCUCGCCAUAUGACUGCAGAUUGUAUAAUAUGCGGGGAUUUAAACAGAUUGGACGGGAAGACCUGUUUGCUAUAAACAUCAACCAUGGAUGAGAAGGUACUGAAGAAGAUGGAUGAGCUGGAGCGAUAUGAGAAGGUAGUAAAGCACCUUGGAGAACGGUACGACCAAUCGAAGGGGGUGUCGCCCCUCUUCCGGUAUGGGCAGCUCAAAUCUAUGAUCAAGGCAGCCAUUUUGAAAAUGUCGAAAGAUAACGAAGAUGACAGUGACGGCGAGGAUCAGGAAACAUCCAAGCCAGAUCUGAAACAAAUGUCCAACACACGUCUGACUGAAGACUUCAUACAGAAGAGGCGCCAGGUUAAGGCUAUCCUGAAGUUGAAGGACGAGUACGCUGCAUCCAAGAGACUCGGUGCCUUUGUGAGGUACGGGGAGCUCAAGUCGAUGAUCAAACGCGUUACCAGGGAUACACAGGGUGGGCCAGGAACCGCUGGGAGGUGAUAGCAGGGGGUUAAAGUGGAGACGAGGCACGAGAGAAUGUGUAUACAUAACCAAUGUGAGAUUACUCAACAGUAAAAUCUUGCCAAAUACAACAGAAAUAUUUCAGAGACCUUGUCAACUGUGCUGAGGCUAUCCUAUGUGAGCCGUCUUUUCGGUUUAUGCUUUAAAACGAACGAUAUGCUCUAAAGGAAAACAAGGAAAGAAAUAUUUAUCCAGGGAAGGUAUAUGUCUAGUAUUAAGAUUGAGUGAGUGUGAGUUAGUGUGAGUUAGAGAGUCGGAAUCGAAUCGGGUCCACGAAUGCGAAAUAACUAGGGGUUUCCGCCGUCCCUCCAAAACAAUUGUCUUUGAUAAUUCCAUAACACUAGAACUAAGCUGGGUACUGGUGAAAACAGUCAGCAAUUAACCAAGCUCCUUCGGAUGCAUUGGAUGAUAGUGAAAACUGUCACAGCGGAUAAAACAGGCCAAGGCAGGCUUCGUUGACGCUAACAGGUUGUAUUGAGUAAGUGAGGUGGGUUUAACGACGCUUGGAACAGUAUUUCAGGUAUAUCACAGUAUGACAUUAAAUUGGGAGCAAAGGCCGCGAGCACGGGUAAGGUGCUGAUAAGCUGAGCAUGAUAGUCAGGGCGCAGAUGGGUUUCCAACACUCAAAUCGUAGGAUUUUGGUACGUCUUACCAGUACUCAUAAAAGAUAAGUGCAAAACAAUACCAGGACUGUGUGUAGUAAGUUGCGUGUAACAACUUCCGAAACGUGCCACUUGCCGAUCUGUCUAAUGAUGCCUGCAAUAUGAGAAUUAGUGUUAUACGAUUAUUUCGCUUUCCGCACUUGGGGCGUGGUUUAAAAUGUUUAAGCAUCACUAUUAUAACUAUUAUCAUGAUCACAAUUCCCACCGUUGCCAUCAAAAUCAUUGCCUCCAUUGUCGCCAUUGGUAUUUUAUUUGUUCUCAGUACGAGGAAUGUUAAAAGUAUGUUCGAAAUAUCAUGAUUUUUUGUCGUUAUUUUGCAACUGUUAUUGACCAUGUAUUUAUGUAUGUUAUUCUCACGCCUAUAUCAUAUUCAUAUUGAUUGUAGGAUAUACGUGUUUCUAUGUUGAAUAAAGUUUCUGAUCUGAACAGUUUCAGCGAUGUGAAUACUGGCAAAUCUUUUUGAUAAACUAUGUUAAUUAUUAUUAUGUUGGCCUAUGUGUGUAUCCGUUUUGACAUGCAAUAAACAUAUAAAAUAAAA